AUGUCAUCCACAAAGUCUCCAGCAGCAAACCCAAGCAUAACGCCUGACCCUGCUCAAGACGGUUCAACAAUCCGCAAAGCCUUCAUCCUCGAAGCAACUGCAAACCUCUUCACCAUUCCUCUAAUCACGAACACGCGAUUUACUCUCUCACUACUUCUCAGCAAUCCAUCUCGAGAUAUCAACCCGGCAUCAGUCUUGUUCGCGCGCCUUUUUGGUGGCUUGAUUGUUGGUGGACUUACAUCGGCAUUGUUCGCUGGCGCAGCCAACACCAGAAAUGGCAUUGAGUCUAGAAGGCCGACUUACUUGAUGUUGGGCAUAGGCGAAGCAUGCCUAAUUCCUAUUCUAAUGUGGGAGUUGAUACAAGGGGCACCUCGUGCGGCAAUAAGUAGGGCGGUUGCAGGGGUUAGUAUUGGAUUUCUGCUACCUCCAUUGCUAUGGAGGAUGUACGUACUGUUUGUCAGGCCGGAAUUGUUGGGAAGAUACAUAGAAGAGAGAGAGGACAAUCUUGGUGCAGACGGUAGAGGCGGAUAUGGUUCUAUCAACACGCGCGACGAUUGA
Bipolaris maydis ATCC 48331 is the source of this 558-nucleotide messenger RNA. RefSeq lists its product as uncharacterized. The record is from RefSeq and is a predicted model, not a curated record. Lineage: Eukaryota; Fungi; Ascomycota; Dothideomycetes; Pleosporales; Pleosporaceae.